Messenger RNA from Penicillium vulpinum, 2652 nucleotides. RefSeq lists its product as uncharacterized. Gene Ontology annotation, molecular function: DNA binding; zinc ion binding; DNA-binding transcription factor activity, RNA polymerase II-specific. Gene Ontology annotation, biological process: regulation of DNA-templated transcription; DNA-templated transcription. The transcript is spliced from 3 exons. NCBI's taxonomy places the organism in Eukaryota, Fungi, Ascomycota, Eurotiomycetes, Eurotiales, Aspergillaceae. Bases 1 to 2652 code for a protein of 883 amino acids. The record is from RefSeq and is a predicted model, not a curated record.
AUGUCACAAGAGCCUCCAGUCACAGUUCCUGGGGCCCUUGGGGGCGCGCUCGCCUCGGCCUCGGACGCCGAGAAAAACACGAGAUUUGACGCCUCAGGCAGAAACACAACACCCCCUAAGCUACGCAGCUGUGUUGUAUGCCGAAGUCGGAAAGUCCGUUGCGACAAGCGAGCGCCCUGUUCUAAUUGCCGUCGCGCAAAUAUCGCGUGUGUUCUUCCACCAACAGACCGGCCACCAAGAUGGGCUCGCCGUCUCGACCGCCUGAACAGCGCGGUAUCCAACCUACAAGCCUCCCAGGAUCCCGAGCCAGUAGCAGAUGAGGUGAUGGAAAGGCUUCACAACCUUGAAAGCCUUGUUCAAGAGCUACGUAUUCAGCUGGAACAGGCUAAACCAGCAGCUAACUCUGGUGCUGAAGGGUCAUCCGGCGUUGGUUCGCCUGAAAGCUCCGCGCAUGAUCGACAGUCAAACCCAUCUUCCAAUGGUACUGCUAACCUGCAAAAAAAGUUCGGGAGACUGGUGCUUCAAGAUUCAAACCGAACCCGCUAUGUCAGCACUGGCUUCUGGUCUAGGGUCAAUGACGAGCUUGAUGGUCUCAGGGCAGACGUUAGCGGUCUUCCAUUUGGAGAAUCUGAGACCUCGGAUGAUGAGGCCUCGCCGGAGAUGACCCCUUCCACACAAGAACUUGAACGGACCCCGGCGGAGCGUCACGGAUUCUUGUUUGGGCACAAUUUGAGUGCUUUCUUUCCUGACCUAACAGAACUUCAUCCACUCCCCUCCCAGAUUCCUUUUCUCCUAGACGUGUUCUCCGAAAAUGUGAACAUUAUCUUUCAAAUCGUUCAUCUUCCCACCAUCAAAAACAUGGUUCGUGAUUGGCGUAGCCGCGAAAUGAAGGGACUCACACCGGCCAAUGAAGCUUUGAUGUUCUCUAUUUACUACGCCGCCGUCACAUCGAUGGAAGAAGAAGAUGUAGUACGUAAUUUUGGAGCCACGAAAGCCGAGCUCAAUCUCAAAUAUCGCCAAGGCCUCGAACAUGCUCUUGCAAGAGCAGAUUUUCUGAAUGUACCAGACUUUGUUCUCGUGCAGGCAUUUGCCAUCUUCCUUUGUCUUGCUCGCCGACAUGACAGUCCGAGAUUUGUGUGGAUGAUGACGGGACUAGUAAUCCGAAUGGGCCAAGCUCUGGGACUACAUCGUGAUGGAACACAUUUUGAUUAUCUCAGCCCAUAUGAGAUUGAAAUGCGGCGAAGAGUCUGGUGGACCCUGUGCAUGUUGGAUGCGAGAGCAUCCGAGGACCAAGGGACCGAUUACACAAUUGCAACAGCGAGUUUCGAUACUAAAAUACCUCUUAAUCUUAAUGACGCCGACCUCAGCCCUGAUUCAAAGCAAACUCCUCAAGCUCACAAUACCCUGACUGAUAUGUCCGUUGCCCGUGUGUCUUUUGGCAUGAGCGAGGUCACGCGGCAGAUGUUCCCUCAUGAUUUCAAAGACAGAGCACCGAGCCCAGAAGAGCAAAGUCGCUUGCUGCAACAGAUAUACGAAGGCCUUCAACGAGACUUUCUUCAAUACUCAACCGACUCGGGGAACAUUAUAUACUGGGUAAUAGUUAAGGUCGCUCGGCUUGUUAUGUCCAAGAUGACCCUACUUAUUUACUUGCCUUUGUUGUUCUCCUCCCCGAAUGAAGACUUCUCUGAGGAGCUGAGGACAAAACUAUUGGUUGCCAGUAUCGAGGUCGCCGAGUACAAUCACGCCCUGAACAACGAGGAAGCAUGUAGGCACUGGCGCUGGGUUUUCCAAACCUAUACCCAUUGGUACUCCAUUGUCUACAUGAUGCUAGAGAUCUCUCGACGCCCAUGGUCACCUCUUUCUGAGCGGGCUUGGGUAGCUCUUCAUAGUCCCUGGCUAAUACCGAAUCAAUCACACAUGGAAAGGAAUCUACGAAUAUGGAUUCCACUCCGAAAGCUGAUGGCCAAGGCUAGAGAUUAUCGCAAUAUGGAGGUCGGGCGGUUGAGAAAUGACUCUCAAGCUGUCCAACAGCUGGAACAGGGCUAUCACAUUGCCCCAAUCCCAUCGAGCCCUGGGCCAUUUCCAUCUGGUUCAAAUUCAUCAGAUCUCUUCCUUGAUCAAUGGCGGCAGUUGGUGGCACAUUCAGAUAAAACCAGACAUGAUGCAUUUGAGUUUGCCAUUGUCAACCCGUCAAAUCCAUCAAUGCACAUUGGUAAAAGACAGCCAAGUGUGCAUUCUGCUCCCAAUUUGUCCCAUAAAACGUUAAAUUCAGCUUUCAACGCUGAGCCAGAGUAUCUUGCUGUAGAUGCAGGACAGUUCGGGUACGAAGUUCCAAGCAUUGAAUCUACAAACUUUGCUUCAGUCAUGGCGCCUAAUCCAAGAACCAAAUUCGAACCCGAAAAUCCUUCUGCUUUCUCACACAACUACUUCUCGAUGGUACCUGAAGCUCAAUUCGGCGACCAAACUAUCAAUCCAGCCGUUGCACCUUGGCUGUGGUCUGGGGAGGGCAUGCCGACUGAUUUCCCCAGUACCUCUGAAGACCAAGCCGGUAACAACAUGCGCAUGGAUGAGGAGGUGAAUUGGUACAACUGGGCUGCAUCUGCGAAGGAUAUGGAGUGCGAUGGAGGGAUCUAUAACGGUGGACCGCGCUAG